Messenger RNA from Rhipicephalus sanguineus (brown dog tick), 2632 nucleotides. RefSeq names its product GTPase-activating protein skywalker. Bases 295 to 1941 code for a protein of 548 amino acids. Lineage: Eukaryota; Metazoa; Arthropoda; Arachnida; Ixodida; Ixodidae. The transcript has 11 exons. The record is from RefSeq and is a predicted model, not a curated record.
CCGCAGUGUCAGCUAAGUCGUUGCUGGCUGUGUUCUCGCGAAACUCUUCUUUCGCCUCGAAGAUGGGCUUUGAAAGAGGACGCACUCAAGCGGGGGUCGAAUCGCUGCGAGUGUAGCGUACAGCGGACGCAUAGUUUUCUGAACAAACGCCGCCCAGUUCUGUUGAUGUGGCCGACGCUGGACUUCUCGGCAAUGUGCCGCUCGCCCUCUCUUUCUCUCGGUGGCUGCACACCACCAGCGCAUUGGUUAGCCGGCAACACUGCGGGAGCUGUGACUGGCCCGAAGGACUGAACAAUGGCAUUGCCUCUUGUCUUCAAGCAAGAGUUUGUGGACGUGACGAAGCUUCCCUAUCCAAUCCCUACAUCACCAACGCCAAUCAACAGAACGCACAACGAUGUCGUCCAGCUCAUCAGGCAAGAGAGGCUGAAAGAGGCCAAGAGUGUGGUGCGAACGCAGCACUGGUCCAUAGACCACCCAAGUCGAGGCGAGCUGUGGCUGAGGUUGUGCCAGCACCACUGCAAGGGCCAGCUGGCAGAGGGCUACUACCAGCGCACAGUGAAGGAGUCCUUGGGGAGACUGUGGCCCAUGAACCUGCCCGCAUUUGCCGACCCAAUUUUCUGCGAGGACUACUUGCUGUCGCCUGAGGGGCAGAAGCACGUCGAGCGGGUCCUCUACAUUGUGUCCAUCAGCCACCCGUACAUCACCUACUGUCCACUCUUGCACCCCGUCACGUCUCUGCUCCUCCACUAUCUGUCCGAGGAACAGGCUUACGAGUGCGUGUGUUCCUUGAUCGAGAGUACAACAGUGCGGCACCUGAGCCAGACCCGGCUGAUGCACGACACCUCGGCCUACACGCUCAUGCAACUGACAAAGCGCCUAGCAAAGAAGACCUAUUCGCGACUGCUGCGCAAAGUUCAACAGGAGGAAGACCUGGAGAAGAUCUUCCACACCUGGGAGCUUUGGAUAUUCCGUGGGCUGCCCUUCUACCACCUGGUGCGCUCCAUGGACUGCUUUUUGCUCGAGGGUGUGCGUGCUCUUUACCGCAUCGCAAUGACCAUCCUCAUCCUCUUCACCCAGGAUUUGUCCCUGGAAGACCCAUCUGGAGACUCCACAUCCGACACGGGCAACUUCCUCGACAGGAUCAUAGUGUUCUGCAAGCAAAUACCCUACAACGUUGACCGGUUCCUCAAAACUGCCUACAACAUUCAGGGCUUCAGUGCAAAGUUGCUGAAUCAGCAGCUGCUCAAGUCCGAGAUGUACAUCCGAAGCUGCUCAAGUGGACGUCUGCGGGCAGCGUCGGAGAGUGGCCCCCCAGGCUCCUGCUACCACCUGGAUGUGUCUUCUGCCUGCCUGUCCGUCAAGGGGAGCACGAACAAAGCCAUGCGGGCCAUGUCUGUCGGCAUCAUCCCUCUGGCCAAUUUCCGAUCGGAAGUGCUCAGCUCUGAGCAGAUGGCCCUCGUGUGGAGCUGGCUGCCUGCACGCAUCACCAUGCUGCAGCCAGAGGUGAUUUACUCGACCAACGAGCACGGCAGCAGUCUGACAAACUUCUUCUUCCACACGGACACGUGGGAGCCCACGCUGCUGGCAGUGCUGACGACGCGUGACGAGCGCUUUGGUGCCUACUGCUCAACUCGGUGGCAGGAGCGCACCAAGACUUACUUUGGCACCGGCGAGACCUUCCUCUUCACAUUCGUACCCGAGCCACAGCGAUUCGCCUGGGUUGGCGUGGGCUCCAGUCGGGAUGUGCCUCACUCAUCCCAUCUGUUCAUUUCGGCCAACCAGCACAUGAUCCAGAUUGGAGGAGGGAGCGGAAUGGGGCUGUACAUAGACGAGUCCUUGGAGAAUGGUCGCACCGAGCGUUGCGACACUUUCAACAACAGCCCACUGGCCAGCAGUAAUGACUUUGUCGUGCGCAUUUUGGAGGUCAUCGGCUUCGCCUGAUUCCUGCUUUAGACCUUUCAUUCUUAGCAUCCUUUGUUAACGACCCGUGGCAUUUUAUCACUCUUGUUGCCAUUUCAGUCAUUUUUAUGAACGUUUCUUCACUGUGUGACCUGAUCGUGAGUGGCCACAACAUGCUAUUCUAGCAUCAAAACAUUAGUAGCUCAAGAGGUCUCUUUGUUUUGGAGGCACGUCUCAUUAACGUCUUUAGUCCACCCCGAGUCAAUUGCAGGCUCUUGGACGCUGCCUGUGAUCGCCUUCCUGAGUCAUAUUCUCAUGUGUCCCUAUUUAUGCUACGUAGUGUGCAUUUUGCUCGGAUAUAUUAGUGCAUUCUCAUUUUGCUUAGGUGUAUAUUAAGAAAAGGUGCACAUUCCAAGAAUGGGUUCUGACUGCACAAUCUAUUGUGUGUUUCGGCGUAAACUUGUUGUGUAGUCCCCAGUCUAAUCCUAUGCAUGAUUUAUAUACGGUGCUUGUGCUCUACACAACCCUCAAGUCUACAAACCUGUUGUUUGUUCCACCUGCUUACAACAAUAGACUGUGCCUUUUUCGAAAUAAGGAGUCACAAAAUCGUAGUUUGAUGUGUGUGUAUAUACUGUGCCAUGUUUUAUGAUGCUUGACGUCUACUACGUUGUGCUUGACGUGAUGCUGGAUAUCGAAAAAUGUAUACAACAAUAAAUGUUUUGCGUAACGAGGA